This is a messenger RNA of Racocetra fulgida, 421 nucleotides long. NCBI's taxonomy places the organism in Eukaryota, Fungi, Glomeromycota, Glomeromycetes, Diversisporales, Gigasporaceae. The record is from the annotation of a GenBank genome assembly.
AAAUUUAACCACUCAAACUGGAAGCCCAAUUCCAGAUGAAGAUAAGCAAAAUUCACUAAAAAAAAAGAAGAACCGAAAUGACGGCUCCAAAUGUGAUGACACAACGACUCCAAAAAGACACGACAAAAGAGAAACGGCGGCUCCAAAAAACAAUAAACCAGAGAAAGCGCGUGAUGACAACAUCAGUGAAACGACGGCUCCAAAAUGCGAUGACACCAACGAAACGACGACUUCAAAAAGACACGAUACCAGAGAAACGACAGCUCCAAAAAACAAUAAACCAGAGAAAGCAUGUGACGACGGCACUAGUGAAACAAUGGCUCCAAAAUGCGACGACACCAAUGAAGCAACGACUCCAAAGAGACACGACAUCAGAAAAAUGAUGGCCCCAAAAAAACGACGAUGCCAAGGAAAAAAGUGA